CCACCCAAUUUUGUUCCAGGCACUUGGCUUACAAAAAAGCAUUUUGAAGUGCUCAAAAUCAACAAGUCAAAAUUCCUUCUCCCCAAAGAGGAGAAGCUCACAGCCUGGGUGCUGAAGACACACAAAUACACAUUUUUGUGGGCCAAGUCAGAAAAUGGACAAUUCCAAGCCAAUUAUAUUGAUCAGGUUAUCUUUCCAACAGUCAAACAUGUUCCAUGGCAGGAAUGGAAUAUUCCAGUGCUGCCCACCCUUAUGGAAGAUGUGAUUAAAGUCCUCCAUGCCAAGGUAGCCACAGGCACCUUCAAAUGCUCUCACACAGUUCCCCCAUUGACAGAACACAUUCUGGAAAACUUCAGAUCAAGAGGAUGUUAUGGACUUCUG
Molecule: messenger RNA, 381 nt
Organism: Dacryopinax primogenitus
Lineage: Eukaryota; Fungi; Basidiomycota; Dacrymycetes; Dacrymycetales; Dacrymycetaceae
Exons: 2
Source: RefSeq, a predicted model, not a curated record